Molecule: messenger RNA, 2850 nt
Organism: Maylandia zebra (zebra mbuna)
Lineage: Eukaryota; Metazoa; Chordata; Actinopteri; Cichliformes; Cichlidae
Gene: coro6
Product: coronin 6
Biological process (GO): cell migration; actin filament organization
Molecular function (GO): actin filament binding
Source: RefSeq, a predicted model, not a curated record
GGCAUCUCCCCUCUGUCUCUCCCUGCCGAAGACCGUAGCGCAGUUUUCCAGCUCUCUCCUCACUAAAAGUCCGCACCGACUCCGGGACAGCUGAUUGCAGGGAAUAUAAUCCAAAAGGAAUAAAGGCAGCAGAGGGAGAGGGUGGAGGAGGAGGAGUAGCAGUCCAUUCGACAUAAACCGUGACCGUUAUCCAGGGAAGUGGGGUCUCCCCAAAACCUGAGCCAUGAGUCGCAGCAUCGUGCGGCAGAGCAAGUUUCGUCACGUCUUCGGCCAGGCGGUAAAGGCUGAGCAGGGUUACGAUGACAUUCGUGUGUCCAAGGUGACAUGGGACAGCUCCUUCUGCGCCGUCAAUCCAAAGUUCUUGGCAGUCAUCGUUGAAUCCAGUGGAGGAGGAGCGUUUCUGGUCCUGCCCCUUUCUAAGACAGGUCGUGUGGAUAAGAACUACCCGCUGGUGAUUGGUCACUCUGGACCCGUCCUGGAUAUCGAUUGGUGCCCUCAUGACGACAAUAUCCUGGCCAGUUGUUCGGAGGACUGCACUGCAAUGGUGUGGCAAAUUCCAGAUCACGCUUUGACCCGCCCCCUGUCAGACCCGGUGGUGGUCUUGGAGGGACACUCCAAACGAGUCGGCAUUGUCAGCUGGCACCCCACCGCACGCAACAUACUACUCACUGCAGGCAGUGACAACCUGAUAAUUAUCUGGAACGUGGGGACAGGUGAACCCCUCAUCUCCAUGGACGACCAUCCAGACCUCAUCUACAGCGUCAGCUGGAACCGUAACGGCAGCUUGUUUUGCACCACCUGUAAGGAUCGACGUCUGCGUGUCUGUGAUCCCCGCAAAAGAGAAGUGGUGGCGGAACGUCUGGCUCCACAUGAGGGCAUCAGGCCAAUGAGAGCAAUCUUCACCAGAGAUGGAAACAUCUUCACUACAGGAUUCACCAGGAUGAGUCAGAGAGAGCUCGGCCUCUGGGACCCGACAAAUUUUGAGGAACCUAUUGCACUUUUGGAGUUGGACACAAGUAAUGGAGUAUUGUUACCUUAUUACGAUCCAGAUGCAAAUAUGGUCUACCUCUGUGGAAAGGGGGACAGCAGUGUCCGGUACUUUGAAAUCACAGAGGAACCACCGUAUGUUCACUACCUCAACACCUUCAGCAGCAAGGAGCCCCAGAGAGGGAUGGGCUUCAUGCCCAAAAGAGGUGUUGAUGUCAGCAAAUGUGAGAUUGCCAGGUUGUAUAAGCUGCUUGACAAGAAAUGUGAGCCCAUCACAAUGACAGUGCCCAGAAAAUCGGACCUCUUUCAAGAUGAUCUGUACCCAGACACAGCAGGACCCGAGCCCGCCAUGGAACCCGAGGAGUGGCUUGAUGGCCGAGAUGAAGAUCCCAUCCUGGUGUCCAUGAGGCAGGGCUACGUGCCGCCGAAGAGCAGAGAGCUCAAAGUGGUGAAGAAGAACGUCCUGGACUCCAGACCCACCACCCGACGCAGCAUGUCCACUUUGGACACCAACAGCCUGCCGCCUCAGCUGCUUGAGAGGUUACUGGAAGAGAUUCAGAAUCUGAAGGCCACAGUGUUGUCUCAGGAGAAGAGAAUCUGUGACCUGGAGAAUAAGCUUUCCCAGUACACCAAUGGCAGUGCCUGAUGUGCAUGUAAACAUGGUCUGAAGAACUGGUCUGAAUAUUAUUGACGAGGAUUCACUCUUGUGAAUGCUUAUGAAUGUGUACAAGUGACCAUUCGACAGAUUUGAGGAAAUUGCAUCUGUACCCCUUUCGAUGGUUGAUUCUAUAAAAUCUUUAUCCCGGUUUUACCUUUCAUUCUACUGCAGGAUAUUUUUUGGGAUAAUCACAAUUUUACAGCGAAAAGGACGGAGGUGAUGUUUGUGUGAAGGCACUGUAAGUUUGAGAGUGUAAGUUGGGUUAAAGGGAUAAAAAAAAAAGGUUUCUAUUAGAGAAAAAAGAAAAUGUAGAAAACAGAUUUAAAAAAAUGCAAGUGCAAGACUUUUAUAAUUUGCUUCUAUAAAAAAUACAGGCCCGCUUCAAACCUGCCCACACAUCCUCCCACUGCAUGUGGAGUCACGGGUCUCGAAGUUAAGAAGAAACAUUAACAGAGACAUUUCCCCUCAAAUCAGGAUCUGGAUUGAUUAAUACAGUCUUCACAUAGAGUGAAUUAAGAUCAUUCCUCAGCUGGCUUAAGCUGCCUGUUCUGAUUCAGCUGCAGAAAUUAAAACAACCUUUCUUAAGGUCAGGAAAAAAGUUAAAAACAUGAAAAGCACAAAUAAACAUUACUUUAGAAGAUCCUUUUUUGAAGCUUGAAUUCACGUUCAUUCUUUUAUUUGUGUUUGCUGUGCUACGCACAUGCUAAGACCAUCACAUGCCGUAUUACAGAGCUAGUUCAUGUCAAACGACAGAACUCAUAGUAUUUAUGGGGAUUUGUUUCCUGUUUCCUACACAAAACACGUGCUGACCUGUGAUCGUUGUGCACUUGUCGUUGUCGAGGGCCUCGUGACCUCACCAAAACUAAAUCAGUUUAGAAAGUUAAUGCAGGAGACCCUCGAAGCGGCGUGAGAGUGUGCACGGGCUGGCUUGGAAUCGGGAUGCUGCAGUGGACAUGCUCGCACCAUCACUAAACACUCACAAAAAGCCACACAAACAAACAAGGACACAUUUCAGCAUUUCAACCCCCUGUGUCGCAGAUGACCAGUUUAUUUAAAUAAUGCUCAGAAAAAUUUUCAAUAUGUAAAUAGUGAUAAAAGGAAACAGGAGAAGAAAAUGUAGCAAAAUGUGAAAAGAGAAACGUUUUGUUGUGUAAAGGUUAUACAUUAGACACAUUAUGACAACAAUAAAAAGUGGGUUUUUUUUA